Messenger RNA from Acanthoscelides obtectus, 1497 nucleotides. Lineage: Eukaryota; Metazoa; Arthropoda; Insecta; Coleoptera; Chrysomelidae. The record is from the annotation of a GenBank genome assembly.
AUGGUCGCGACAUUUGUGUCAAAAGCGGGUCAUAUUGCAACAAUUCCUCUUAAUAAGCAAAUAACUGUUGCUGCGGAUUGGUAUACCACCAUUUGUUUGCCAAAGGUCAUCACCGAGCUUCAACAAAUCAACCCCGAAAGAAGAAUCAUCCUCCACCAAGACAAUGCAAGCUCGCACACAGCCCAAAAAACAACGCAGUAUUUGACGGAAGAAAACGUGGCAUUAUUGGACCAUCUUCCAGAUAGUCUCGAUCUAAGUCCUAACGAUUUCUUUACUUUCCCGAAAAUUGAAAACAGACUACCUUGGGAAAAUGCUCCAAGCCACGAGGAGAUGGUUGAUGAACCUGUGCAGGCAGAAUUAUUUCAUAAAGAUUUAGAGGAACAGACCCAAAGAGUAAUCCUAAAUAUGUAUGAUUGUCUGAAAAACGAAAAUCCAGAUUCCUCGCAAAAUCAAAUUUUAAACAGAAUUUGUAUCCUGACAAAAAUCAGUCGGUCUACCAUUUAUCGGGUUAUAAAAAGGGGAGAUGUAGUCAACCAUUCCUUCCACAGAAAGCGCAUAGGGCAAAAAUUAAAAAGAAUAGACGUGGGUUUUCAGGAAGAUAUUCGUCGUAUAAUAUACGGAUUUUAUAAAGAAAAUUUGGUGCCCACGUUGGAAAUGAUACGGGAUAAAUUAAAAGAUUAUCCUGAAGAUUUUUAUAAUUACAAAUGCUUAGACUCACUGCACUGUAUUGUAAAACUGUGUGGUUUUCAAUACAAAAAAUUAGAUAAAAGAAUGGUGAUUAUGGAGUCGUCUCGAAUCGUUGAAUUGCGCCAAGAAUUUUUGCACAAAGUUAAAAUCUAUAGAGAGCAGAAAAGAAAUCUGAUUUACCUGGAUGAAAUGUGGUAUGAUACCCAUGAUGUUGUGCAGUACGGCUGGGUUGACGACAGCAACAAGUGUAUUUUAAAUGCACCAUGCAACCGUGGAAAACGAAUCAUUAUUCUCCAUGCUGGCAGUGAAAAUGGAUUUAUACCUAAUGCCUUGCUGUUAUCUGCCAAAAAUAUCAAAGAAUCAUUGAUUAUUAUGGACAAUGCGCCAUACCAUUCCCGACAGAAGAACAAAAUUCCGAAUACAGGCACAAAAAAACAAGACAUUAUUGAUUUUAUGAAGGAUAAGGGAAUGGAAAUACCACAAAAAUCAACCAAAGCCAUAUUAUUGGAUCUUAUUAAAAGACAAAAAUUUGAAAAAGAGUAUGUUGUUGACAAUCUGCUUCAGCAAAAUGGCCAUGAAGUAUUACGUCUACCUCCCUAUUACUGCAUUUUUAACCCGAUUGAUAAAUCGCUAUUGGCCACAAUAAGAGAUGCAGUAUCUCAGAUUGCUGCCACAGACCUAUGGAAGCAGUGUUCUAGGCAUAUUAUUGAAAAAGAAAAUGAAUAUUGUGUUUUGCCUGCUGUAAAUCCCGUUGUAAUUCCUCUACAAGAUGACUCUAGCGACAGCUCCGAAGGCGAGGAUGAUAUAUAA